This is a messenger RNA of Oppiella nova, 1812 nucleotides long. NCBI's taxonomy places the organism in Eukaryota, Metazoa, Arthropoda, Arachnida, Sarcoptiformes, Oppiidae. The record is from the annotation of a GenBank genome assembly.
CGACACGUUGUUUUGCUAUCAUUUAAAGCGUGGACUCAACUGAAGACGAAAAUGACGAAAGGAUUUCACAAGAAGACAAGCAAACGAUUGUCAGCCAAACGGCGCUAUAAUAUCGAGAAGAAAGUGCGCGAACACAACAAGAAGCUUAAGAAAGAGCUCCGGAAGAAGACUCACUCGAGUCGGCCCAACAAAGACCCGGGAAUUCCCAACUCUUUGCCAUUCAAAGAGCAGGUCAUCAAAGAAGCGCAAGAAGACAGACGAAGGGAUGAAGAGCGCAAACAACUGGUUAGAGAUCUACAGAAAGACAAACGCAGACAACAACGAGACGAUCAGCUCUUGAAGAAGAGAGGUUUGGAUGAGUUGACGGCCGACGCUCUCGCGAGAGGCGAAGAAUUUGAGGCUAAAGGGCACUCCGACGGCCAAUCGUCGACCGAAGGCCAGAGCGACAAGACUUCAAAUCUGAAGUCCUAUUACAAAGAGUUCCAUAAAGUGAUCGAAGCGUCCGAUGUUGUCGUGGAAGUACUGGACGCUCGCGACCCCAUUGGCAGUCGAUGUCCUCAAGUGGAAGAGGAAGUGAUGCGAAACGGCGCUAACAAACGGCUUAUCCUUUUGCUGAAUAAAGUGGAUUUGAUUCCCAGAGAAAACCUCAAGAAGUGGUUGCGAUAUCUUCGCAAUGAGUUGCCGACCGUUGCCUUCAAGGCGUGCACUCAGAAGCAGAAGUCAAAUCUGAGUCGAAGUCGUGUCAAUGUGUUGGUCAGCAGUGAGGAGCUGUUGUCGUCGUCCAAGUGUUUGGGAGCAGACAUUCUCAUGAAGUUAUUGAGUAAUUAUUGUCGCAAUAAAGACCUCAAGACGAGUAUAACGGUAGGAGUGGUAGGCUUUCCCAAUGUCGGCAAAUCCAGUGUUAUAAACAGUUUGAAACGAUGUCACGCCUGCGCUGUGGGUCCCACUCCUGGCCUCACCCGAGCCAUGCAAUUGGUUUCGCUCGACAAACGCAUAAAACUGGUCGACAGCCCGGGAAUCAUAUUCGCCGAUAACAGCAACAAAACCGAAGCCAACGUUCACUCGUCUUCUCUGAUGGCUCUGAGAAAUGCCGUCAAAAUCGAGACCUUAUCGGACCCGACAGCUGCUGUGGACGCUCUUCUGAAUCGCGUCGAUCGCCAGCACUUGACUCUAUUCUAUCGAUUAUCGGCUUUCAAAGACGUGAACGAGUUUUUGGCUCUUUUGGCCAAACGGUUCGGUAAACUGAAGAAAGGAGGAGUCGUUGACGUUGAGGGCGCCGCCAGAAAAGUGCUCAAUGACUGGAAUGUCGGCAAAAUUAGGUACUUCACAGUUCCUCCCGAAACACAAUGUCUUCCCUUCCAUAUCAACGCUCAGAUUGUGUCUCAAAUGAGCCGAGAGUUCGACAUAAAUGAACGCAUCUUUGAUGAGGAGAUGAAUGAAAUAAACAAAAAUAUUCCUCAAAAUUUGUCUGAAAGCGAAGCUCUUCUUAUGAACUCAUUUGGAUUCACUUCGGCUCGACUCGAGACCGAAGACGAUAAGCAGGAAGACAUGGAACAGUCAGGUGCGCCCACCACUUGGGGUCAGACAAGCAUUUUACUGAAACAAAGCAAACAACAAGUUUGUGAGGACUCGGAGAUGAAAGAGUUGUCUGAAUUGAAAGGAAUGCAAUUGAAUAGAGAGAAAAGAGUGAUGUUUAAGAAAUUGAAAAAACAAAGAAAACGCAAACAAAAGAUUGCAAACAAACUGUCGAACUCUCUUCAGUCAGACAUCUCUUUAGAUAAUGAAAGCUAUGAUUUUGGAACAGAUUUCUAA